Molecule: messenger RNA, 1645 nt
Organism: Cotesia glomerata
Lineage: Eukaryota; Metazoa; Arthropoda; Insecta; Hymenoptera; Braconidae
Product: cilia- and flagella-associated protein 36
Exons: 5
Coding region: 162-1220 (352 amino acids)
Cellular component (GO): ciliary base; axoneme
Source: RefSeq, a predicted model, not a curated record
UAGUAACACCCAAUAGUCGAGGCAUUGCGGUUGCUGUUCUAUCAGAAGGGAUUGUUAACAUUUUCUGUGUUUUUUUUUUUCAUUCUAAAAUCAAAAAGACACUUAGAUAUUUUAUUUUUCGCUAUAUUAGCUAAUAAAUAUAAAAAAAGUUCAAAACAAUAAUGGCUCAAGAAGAUAGUGGUUGGGUGUUUGAUUCAUUAGUAGGAUUUCUUCAAGGUCCAAUAUGGUCAGCACCUCUCUUGACAUUUAUCGAAGAAAGAUCUCUCAUUUUUGAAGCAGAUACACAAGACAGUGAAGAAUAUCAUGAAGUUUACCAAGAAUAUAAAAAUUUGGUUGAUUUAUUAUUAGGAUGUUACAUGGAAGAUAUGAGAAUUACACCAGAGCAAUUUGAACAUGCAUGUACGGUAAAUAAACAAACGAGAAUGCCUAUUAACUUUCAACAGUCUCUUUUUGAACAAAUUUGGGCCGCCAAUGAAUAUGAAAUAUUCAAAAGAAUGAUGAUACAAAAAAACUUGGAGUUACAAUUACAAGCCCUCAACAUGUUGGAACAAAAAUUUGGACUUACUCCUUCAUCGUUAACUUAUAAUACUGAAGAGCUCCCUGAUGAUGAACUUGCUAUGGAAGAAAUAUUACAGAAAAAAAUUCAAGAACUUGAACAAGAAGAAGAUGACGAUAAUCUUGUUGAGGCAGAAAAAGAUCUCGAAAAAGCCCACGAAAUCUUGUACAAUCAGUAUCAAAACGAACGAGCCGUGUUGGAAGAAACGAUACGAACUUCAGUGCAACUAACAGAUCCACCAGUUGAGACGGUAGAAAAUGUCGAUCAACCAAUCGAGUCUAGUUCAAAGCCUGUAAAAUUACCAUUGCUUAAACCAGCGAGAAUAUUAACUCCACUUGCCCCAAUACCAAAGGAAGAAGAUGAAAAGCCAGACCUUCAAGCUGAAACGAAACUAAAUGAAAAACAAGAUGAAAGUGAAGAAGAUAUGAAAAAAAGAGAAAAUUAUCUAAAAGCACGAAGAGACAAACUAGUAGCACUGAAAAAACAAGCUCGUAAUCAAAGAUUGGAGAUGACAAAGGCACGUCCAAGCUCAGCUAGAAAUGUUGCUGAAGCAACGAUGCAAGGUAAACAAGAUUUAGAAAAUUCUCAAGCUAUCGAUCCAUCAAUUCUUCAAGUUCGUAAAGCUCUUGCAGCACGUCUGAGAGCAGAGGUUGUCCGCCAAUAAAACAUAACAUUUUUUAUAACCUGAUAUUACUUAUAAAAUUACUGUUAAUAAUCAGAAAAUCUAUUAGAGUUUCGUUAACAAAUUAACGAGACUUACUCACGGUAAUCAAUAAUUCGUUUGAAUUAAAAUUUAUUCAAUUAAAUACUUCACGCACUUCUACAACACAUUCUCAUCAUACCACUUUCUAUUUUUCAUUGCGGAAUUCAUGUAUAGCAUGAGAUUCGUAGCAUCGAAAUGCUCAUAUUUUAUUUGUACCAAUUGUAUUGAUUGUUUAAAUCUAUCUUUUAUUGUACGUUCAAUUACUAUAUUUUAAUGUACGACUAAAAUUAUUCAUUUAAAUUUGAUCAAUUAUUUACAAUCUCACAUAUGUCAUGUUAAACCAAAAUUAAUAACUCAGCAAAUGUUGAUAAUGAUUAGUGAUUUGA